GGCACACGGGCUCCAGGUGGCCCUGGUGACCCGGAUCUCCAUUUGACACAGGCUGAAGCACUUCCUCUAUCACCUGGGCCCUGGCUCCCCUCUUCCCUCCCACGCCAUCUGUGCACUGCCUUGCAGCUCUUCUGCAGAGGAAUUUGCAUCAUGCUGCAGUAGGAGGACUCCUCGGGACAGCGCCACCGAGCCAUGGUCUGUCCGGCUGCUCCCCGGCUGCUCUUGGCCGUGACUUUCCUGCUGGGAUCAGCGGUCGCCCCAACGUCCCAGCCUGUUCAAGGUCAGGCUGGAGAGGGACCCGGACAGCAGCUGGACCACAAGAGUGGAGCAGGGGAUUCAGUCCUGGUCUCUGUCUAUGUGCAACUGGAAUUCUCGGACAAGACCUGCUCGCUGGCACACCACAGGGCCCUGACUCUUCCCACUGCCUCGGCUGCUUCCUCCCCAAGAACUCUCACGGGCCUUAGCAUCACAACAGAAUGUAAUGUAAGCCGCAAGGGGCACAGCCACUGUGCUUGCCGCCCUGGAUACCAGUGGAGUGCCCAUCUCUGCUCCAGCAACAAGGCCUGCCCUUCCCAACGCCACAGUGGUCAGCCCUGUGACUGUCAAAUCUUCAGCCAUUCUGUCCCCGGCUACUGCCAGUUGCUGCCACCUGUUCCUGGGAACUUGACCCUGAACUCCCAGCUGCAGAUGCCAGGUAACAACCUAAACCUGACUCUGCUCACGACCUACAACGCCACCAACCUGAAAUGGUACUUGAGACGUACAGAGAGUGACAAACGCAUCUCCCUGCGGUCAGGGACGCAGGUGUCCCUGAACUUCAGCCAGGGCCAGGCCAGCCUCAGCAUCACCAACAUGUCCCACCACUGGGCAGGUGAGUACCUAAUCUCCUUCGAGGCCCAGGGAUUUAUAUGGAAGCUGCAGCAGGUGGUAAAGGUGCCCUUGCAGAAGACGGAAGUGGUUCAGUUUCCAGACCAGCUGUCCAUCUCCUGCACUGCCUCCCCUGGCUUCCAGCUGAGCUGCUGCUUUCCCAGCACAAACCUGGUCUACAGUGCUGCCUGGAGCCCCAGGGAGAGCAGCCAAGUCUCCUUACUGAACAGGACAGGCUCUCGGUGCCUACUGCUGGACGUUCAGCACUGCCCGGAAGCCAACACCAUAUACACCUGUGUGCUGGAGAGUCAGGGCCUGGCUCCUCUUAGGAGAUCUGUUGCCAUCACUGUCAUCCAGGAUGGAGACAUUGUCUGCCCUGCCGACUUCUCAGCUGCUGCCUGGAAUGUCACUAAAGCUGGCCAUGUGGCGCAGGUCCCAUGUCCCAUGAACAAGACAGGCACAGUGGAGAGACCCUGUGGGCCUGAUGGGAUCUGGGGGCCCAUCCAGAACAACUGCAUAGACACGGGGAUCCUGGCCUUGUAUGACGAAGCCAUGCUGCUGCAGGCCGGCCAGGGAAAGCCUGAUGAAAGGGUGCCACAGAUCCUGGAAAUGCUGCAAGAGCGGGUAGAGGUGGCGAGCACGCCCUCUGACUUACUGAAACUGCUGAGCACCGUGCAAGUACUGGCCAGCGUGGUGGCCGAGGUCAGAACAGCGCUUAAGCCCAGUGCCCUGAAGGAUCUCCUGACAAUGACGGACAAAGUCCUAGACAUGCACAGCAGCUCUCUGUGGACCAUGGCCCAGGCCAAGGAGCCCUCGAUGGGCUCAAAUUUCCUGCUGGCUGUGGAGACCCUGGUACGCAGUCUGUCCCCCAAGGACCACCCCUUCUCCUUCAACUCCUCCAAUGUGCUGCUGCAGAGUCGGCUCCUGGAACCCACAUGUGCUGAAGACUACAAAAUCUCCUUCUCCACUCGGCCCCCAUUGCAGGCCUGGAUUCCCAAAUAUUCACUGACCCCACCGGUCCAUAAUGGAACCAGUAUCAGCAUGACCAGUGUGGUGCUGCAAAAAUUGGACCACCUUUUGCCUUUCAACCACGGGCAAGGGCUGGGGGACCUCCAGUAUGCCACCCCCGGCCUGGUGCUCGUCAUCUCCAUCACGGCAGGUAGCGAAGCCUUCACUCAAGCAGAGGUCAUCAUGGACUUUGGGCAUACAGAUGGCAACCUGCGCUGUGUCUUCUGGGACCAUAAUCUCUUCCAUCAUGCAGGAGGCUGGUCAGAUAAAGGCUGCCGGGCACAGGCAGCUAAUGAUAGCCUUGUCACUCAAUGUAUCUGCCAGCACCUCACUGCCUUCUCCAUCCUCAUGUCCCGGAAUACUGUUCCAGAAAACCCUGUCCUGACUCUCCUGAGUCAAGUGGGCUUGGGUACCUCCAUACUGGCACUGCUCCUGUGCCUGGGCGUGUACAGGCUGGUGUGGAGAGCCGUGGUUCGGAACAAAGUUGCCUUCUUCCGCCAUGCUGCCCUGUUCAACAUGGUGAUAUGUCUGCUGAUCGCAGACAUUUGGUUCCUGGUAUCCUCAGUCUUUGUUCCAGGGACUCAUGACCUGCUCUGCCUGGCCAGUACCUUCCUCUGUCAUUUUUUCUACCUGGCCACCUUUUUCUGGAUGCUGGCGCAGGCCCUGCUGUUGGCUCACCAGCUGCUUUUUGUCUUCCAUCAGCUUUCCAAGCCCCUUGUUCUCUCCCUGAUGGUGAUCCUUGGCUACCUGUGUCCCCUGGGGUUCGCAGGUGUCACUCUGGGCCUCUACCUGCCUCAAGGGCAAUACCUGAGGGAAGGGAAAUGCUGGUUGAAUGAGAAGGGUGUGGCGGUGUACACCUUUGCAGGGCCAGUGCUGGCCAUCGUGGGCGUGAAUGGGCUGGUCCUCGCCAUGACUGUGCUGAAGUUGCUGAGACCUUCACUGUCCGAAGGGCCCCCGGUUGAGAAGCGCCAGGCUCUCAUGGGGGUGCUCAAAGCCCUGCUCAUUCUCACACCCAUCUUCGGCAUCACCUGGGGCCUGGGCCUGGUGACUCUGGUGGAGGAAGCCUCCAUAGUCCCUCACUACAUCUUCAUCAUCCUCAACAGCUUCCAGGGAGUCUUCAUCUUACUGUUCGGUUGCCUCACAGACAAGAAGGUGCAAGAGGCCUUAUGCAAACGCUUCUGCCACACCCGACCCCCUAACUCUGCCAUCUCCCUGGCCACAAACGAAACCUACAUUUCCAAACACAGCGAGGGAGGAAGCCAAACUGCCAGAUGAGGACCAGCUUUCUCAGGAGCAGUGUGAGCAGCGUGUGGCACUGUGCCACUGAGCUAAAUCCCCAGCCCCAGUGAUCACUUUUCUGCUGUUCCUUUUUGAUGGUCAUGAAGAAAGGAUCCACUAAUUGAUAGGAACCUCUGAUCUUCCCAGUUACUGGAGAUGAAGGGUAGAACUUUGGUGCUUUUCGAGGUUUAGAAAAGAUGAAGUUUCUGGGUCCCUCUUCCUUUACCUUAAAAAAAAUCAAUGUAAAAUAUGUUCCAGGGACAUAUGCAUGUUUACAAGGAGGCACUGAUAUGAACAUAUUCUAAAGAAUUCUUUAUAAAAGUUUAAAGCAGAGAGGAAGGUCCCAACUGGCAAGACUUAUGGAGUGAAGAUUACAAGCAGUGACAUUUAAAUGUGACAAGACCACACUAAGACUAGAUAUACAGGAGAGCAAGAUGUAAGAAGAGCUUUCGGAGGACGGCUGGUGGGAUGAACUUACAAAAUUCACAAGCAGAAGGUGACAAGCUUCUGAAAAACACUUAGACUAGAUCAAUGAAAAAAUUCUGAUGAAUCGGUCUCUUUAAAUUACAUGAUGUAUGGGUAU
Molecule: messenger RNA, 3736 nt
Organism: Chinchilla lanigera (long-tailed chinchilla)
Lineage: Eukaryota; Metazoa; Chordata; Mammalia; Rodentia; Chinchillidae
Gene: Adgrf3
Product: adhesion G protein-coupled receptor F3
Exons: 14
Coding region: 193-3150 (985 amino acids)
Biological process (GO): cell surface receptor signaling pathway; G protein-coupled receptor signaling pathway
Cellular component (GO): membrane
Molecular function (GO): G protein-coupled receptor activity
Source: RefSeq, a predicted model, not a curated record